This is a messenger RNA of Ectocarpus sp. CCAP 1310/34, 1695 nucleotides long. Lineage: Eukaryota; Phaeophyceae; Ectocarpales; Ectocarpaceae. The record is from the annotation of a GenBank genome assembly.
UCUGUCUGGUUUGCCUUCAAGCUCACGCACAUGACAUAGACAAUGUGCCUUGUCGAUACCUCGUCAGGCUGAUCUCCCAUACCUAGUUUUUCACUUGCUACCAUUUGGAGAUACAGAAAAGUAGGUGUUGCAGCCGCAGUACAUCAGUAGAGCAUCACUGCCGGUACGACGCAGGACCACACCACAGAUCGCUGCUGCACGUAGAGAUGCCUGCUGUGGAAAAAAACGGCGGCGGCAGCAAGGCGGACAACAGCCCUCGGGUACUAUUCCGCGAUGCGGAGGACUUCGAGCGAAAGUGGCAGCGGAUAGUGGCAGGCGGCGUCGACCGCUUGCAAAUCAUAUCAGACUUCGACUUUACCUUGACGAAGUUUUGGGUGAACGGCAAGAGGGGCGACUCCUGCCACGCCGUGAUCGAUGGGAGCGGGUUGUUGGGGGAGGGUUUCCACAAGAGAACCUGGGAGCUAAGGAACCACUACUAUCCGCUAGAGGUGGCUCCGGACCUUUCGCCAGAGAUGCGACUGGAGAUGAUGGUGGAGUGGGUCACCAAAGCUCAUGACGCGAUGGUGGCGGCUGGCAUAACCAAGGACAUACUGUCGGCCGCGGUGUCGAAGGCCAACCUCCUCUUUAGGCCCGGCCACGGCGAGCUCCUCCGCUGGGUGGACAAGCACGGGGUCCCGUUCCUCAUGUUCAGCGCAGGCAUCGCUGACGUCCUAGAGGAAGCAUUUCGACAGCAUUCGGCGGAGCCCCUGCCGUCCACGAGCCGCGUAAUCUCCAACAGGAUGGCUUUCGAUGAGGACGGGAACAUGACCGGCUUUGUGGGGGAGUGCUUCCACGUGUUCAACAAGCAUGCCUCUGCUUCCGCAGUGAAACCCUACUUUGAAACGGACGAGAUGCGAUGUAGGAGUAACGUUCUGCUGCUAGGGGAUAGUCUAGGAGAUCUCAACAUGGCCAAGGGCCUUCGCGCGGAGGAGACUCUGACCGUCGGGUUUCUCAACGAUAAGGUCGAGGAACGGGCGGAUGCCUACUUGAAGGCGUACGAUGUCGUCAUCCUCGGCGAUGGGAGUUUUGACUUUGUUCUCGAGCUUUUGGAACAAGUGGCCUCCAAAUAGAUACUUCUAAACAAUUGUUCAGGUGGCGGUUUCACUAUUGUUGAGUAUUUACGGAAGAAAUUUGGUACCGCGGGAAUUCAGACGGUUCAGCUGGAGGAGGUAGAUAGGUCCUUUCGGGACUCUGGCCAGGAGGCCAGCGCUCGGCGAUAGCGGAUUUGCUUCCCAUCACGUCGAGGUGUCGAGGAAGAGGUGGCCUCCGAAUAGACUGCUGUUCCCUUGAUUGAUGUCUCGUUGUGCUGGCCCGUCGAAGGAAGAGUAGCCUUCGUUCGAAGGUUUCGGGGAAGUUGGGUUAGGAUUAAGGUUAGGAAUAGGGUCUGCGCCCCCUCCCUGUUUUUCAACAAAAUUUUAUCGCGCGAAGAAGGCCGUCCCGAAGGACGCGGUUGAUUUUGUUUUAUUGUGUUGUCUUCGCGUGAUAUUCUUCGGGUGAUGCGCCCGAGUACGAGGAAAAAUUGGCGUUUUAUGUAUCGACAAGAUGACAGAGCUGCCUUUUGACUGUCCGGUGGGUCUGAUGAUGACGCGGAAAGAAGCAUCGAUUGCUCGAUGGUGAUGGAUUUGAAUCCCGACAACAGCAGUAUCUCAGGUCAUG